CGUGGAUCAUCUCUCGCGCUCUUUCGUCCACAGCUUUGAGCUCUGACUUUCGACAACGCCUCUUCAACCGCUUCACAGCUAUCGCAAUCAUGGCCCCCGACCGGUCAGGAAAGAGCGUGUUCCUGGGGAACAUCCCCUAUAAUCUCACCGAGGAGCAGGUCAAAGACAUCCUCAGCACAGCUGGCACUGUGACCAAGUUUCGCUUGAUGAUGAACCCGGAGACUGGAAAGCCCAAGGGAUAUGGAUUCGCAGACUUUGCCGACGCCGACGCUGCAGCUUCCGCCGUGCGCAACUUGAACGACUACGAAAUCAUGGGCCGCAAGAUUCGUGUCGACUGGCCGCACAACAAUGAGAAAGACUCCGUCCCCGCCGAUUACUCUCAACAGACACAGCCGAUGGAGCAAGAUUCUGUACCACAAAUGCAACAAAUCCCCGGAGCAGCACCACUUCCUCCUUUGCCCCCGGGUGUCGACGUUCCACCUCAUCUCGACUGCCCCAAUGCCAUCUCGCAAACCCUCGCCUCUCUCCCUCCCAACCAGCUCCUCGAUGUCCUCACACAAAUGAAGUCUCUGGCUGUAGCAGAUCCUGUUCGUGCCACUGAACUACUGCGCCAAGCUCCUCAGCUUGCCUACGCCAUUUUCCAGGCUCUACUGCUCAUGAAUCUGGUUGAUUACCAGCUUCUCGGAUCUCUUGUUGAGCAGACUGCUCAGACUCAAGCUGCUCCCCAGGCAGCCCCCCAGUACCAGCAAUAUGGAAUGCCAGGCCAAGUCGGAACACCACCCGUCGCUGUCGGUCCUUUUGCGCCUCCACCUCCACAAGCUGCCGCCCCGCCCCAAGUACCGGGCCAAGAUGAGCUGCUCCAGCAAGUCUUGAGCAUGCCACAGUCAGCAAUCGAUGCGCUGCCUCCGAUGGAGCGGAGCCAAAUUAUGCUACUGCGUCAGCAGUUGAUGCAGGGUGGUAUGCGGUGAAUGCCGCCGUCUGGAUCUUUGUCUACGCGAUGGGUUGUCCCCUGACCCGUAUCACUCUGGUCUAGCAUAGUCACUGUACCAAUGUUCACCCUUUCCAUUUUUUUUAAUAAUUCUGACGAGGCGAAAGUCGGCGCAACGGCUGGGCUUGUUCUUUUUUCUUCAUGGGCUAUCUUGCAUACCAGCUUUCAAUAUAGCUGUACCUCUAAGGACAAAUUCAUUAUAUCCAUCUCCCAAUUCAUGCUUCCC
This is a messenger RNA of Penicillium brasilianum, 1214 nucleotides long. NCBI's taxonomy places the organism in Eukaryota, Fungi, Ascomycota, Eurotiomycetes, Eurotiales, Aspergillaceae. The record is from the annotation of a GenBank genome assembly.